Messenger RNA from Vigna angularis (adzuki bean), 2079 nucleotides. Its product is annotated as rust resistance kinase Lr10. Gene Ontology annotation, biological process: protein phosphorylation. Bases 15 to 1889 code for a protein of 624 amino acids. Gene Ontology annotation, molecular function: ATP binding; polysaccharide binding; protein kinase activity. NCBI's taxonomy places the organism in Eukaryota, Viridiplantae, Streptophyta, Magnoliopsida, Fabales, Fabaceae. The record is from RefSeq and is a predicted model, not a curated record. The transcript is spliced from 3 exons.
UGCACUUGAAGUCAAUGAGAAACAGUUUGGACAUGAUGAGGAGAGAGAGAACAUUGUUGGUGGUACUGCUACUUAUUCUAUUCCACCAUAUUUCUGCUACCAAACAACACCUUUGUCCCCCUUCUUCCUGUGGCUACAUCACCCACAUCACUUAUCCAUUUCGAUUACAAGCCGACCCAGAGAAUUGUGGUGACGAAAGGUACGAACUUGGUUGUGAGAAUAAUGUUACUGUGUUGUAUCUGAACUCUACACAAUACCAUGUUCAAGCAAUCAACUACCACAACUACACCGUCAGAGUGGUUGACCCUGCUCUUCAACACCACAACUGCUCCUCCCUUCCUCUUCGUUCUCUCUCCCGCUCCAAUUUCUCUGAUACUUACACUUACUCCACGGAUCCAUACCAGGCCGGUCUAGAUCCGGAUUGUAAUUGGGAAUAUCUGAGUUUCGAGCAUAUAGUGUUUCUGAACUGUAACCAUUCGGUGAGAGAGAAUGGGAAGUAUGUGGAGAGUGGUGAGUGCGUGAAGUGGGACUCAAAAGGCUAUGCAUAUGCAGUUGGUGGAGACCUAAAAGCUGAGGACUUAGAAGUUGGGUGUUACAUGAAGCUUGUUGCUCCCACAUCGUUCAGGACUUUCAAUAAGCAUUCAUACGCUGCCAUUCACAGGGCUCUCGCCUAUGGAUUUGAGAUCUCUUGGAUAAACCUCGCCUGUCAGAAUCAUUGUCCUCAUGAAUUUUGCUAUUUCAACUCUUCUAGCCAGACGCUUGUUUGCGAUCCAUUUGCGUUCUAUGGUGGAAUACUGGAAGCGAUAUUAGUCUGGUUAACUGGUAUUUCCAUUUAUGCUUCAAUGGUAUGGGCCUACAAAAUUUUUUUUGGAUUGCCAUUCUUAAUUGUGAUUUUCAUAUGUAAAUGGAGGAAAAGACAUACAUCAAUGUAUGAAAAUAUUGAAAAUUACCUUGAACAAAAUCACUUAACACCUAUCAGAUACUCAUACAAGGAAAUUAAGAAGAUGAUUGAAGGUUUCAAAGAAAAGUUAGGUGAAGGAGGAUUUGGCUCUGUGUUUAAGGCAAAGUUAAGGAGCGGGCCUUUUGUGGCAAUCAAAAUGUUAGGUAAAGCCAAAGGAAAUGGACAAGAUUUUACCAAUGAAGUCGCAACUAUUGGAAGAAUACAUCACCAAAAUGUGGUAAAAUUAAUUGGAUUUUGUGUUAGUGGCUCAAAGCGCGCUCUUGUUUAUGAAUUCAUGCCCAAUGGAUCUCUUGAUAAAUUUAUAUUUUCAAGAAAUGAAAAUAUAGAUUUUAGUUAUGAAAAAAUAUAUAAGAUAUCGAUUGGAGUAGCUCGUGGAAUUGCUUAUCUCCAUCAUGGGUGUGAGAUGCAGAUUUUGCAUUUUGAUAUCAAACCCCAUAACAUCUUAUUGGAUGAAAACUUCAUUCCAAAGGUUUCUGACUUUGGAUUAGCAAAGUUAUAUCCAAUAGAUAAUAGUUUCGUCACGAUGACAGCAGUAAGAGGAACCAUUGGAUAUAUGGCUCCAGAAUUGUUUUACACUAAUAUUGGAGGAAUAUCCCACAAAGCUGAUGUUUAUAGUUUCGGAAUGUUAUUGAUGGAGAUGGCAAGCAAGAGGAAGAAUCUAAAUCCCCAUGCAGAACAUUCAAGUCAACUUUAUUUUCCCAUUUGGAUCUAUAAUCAUAUUGGAGAAGAGGAAGAUCUAGAUAUACAAGAUUUGACUGAAGAGGAAAACCUAAUAGUAAAAAAAAUGAUCAUAGUUGCACUUUGGUGUAUACAGUUAAAACCAAAGGAUCGUCCCUCAAUGAAUAGAGUAUUGGAAAUGCUUGAAGGAGACAUUGAAGAUUUAGAAAUACCUCCAAAACCUACAUUAUUUUCUGAUGAAAUGAGUUAGAGGAUCAAACCGUCAGUUCUAUCUAAACAAUUUUGAAAGAAUUCAUCUGGUAUAAAGGAAAUUGCAGGUUGUGGGAAAAAAGAGGUUGAGAAUUCGCAUUGCAUUGGUGAAAAAUAAGAAAAAGGAGCAGCAAGUGAAAUGUUAUAUUUGUUGUUCUUUAAUUAAUGACAAAUAUGUUUGAUGUCCACAA